Schizosaccharomyces cryophilus OY26 is the source of this 911-nucleotide messenger RNA. RefSeq lists its product as uncharacterized. The transcript is spliced from 2 exons. Lineage: Eukaryota; Fungi; Ascomycota; Schizosaccharomycetes; Schizosaccharomycetales; Schizosaccharomycetaceae. The record is from RefSeq and is a predicted model, not a curated record. The coding region runs from base 153 to 911 and encodes 252 amino acids.
UUGGAAUGACCAGGUAGAGCUUCUUUAGUUUUGGCUGCUACUUCUGAUGAGUUUUGCGUUUGCGAAAUUUUUGCAUCGAAUACGGAUCGACAGCUUGGUAUUUGACGCUCUUUUGCUAAUUAUUCAUUGAAAUUUCUCUUUAUUUGUUUUAGAUGUCGGAAAAGGAGCUGAAAUUCGAUUCAAGCGACCCUCCUGCGUACAACCAUGCUAAUGUUUACAGUGCUGAUUUAGAGAAGGGUCUUUGUUUGGAUACACCAAAAGACAUAAAGAACCCUUCCAAUUCAACUUCUGUCAAAGCCAAACAUAGCAAAAAAACGCCCAGGAAUGGAUCACAAAAUUCCAUCGCCUUGAUAAAGAAAAGCUAUGAGGAAGUGUUGAAACAACUUUCCCUUCGCUUUUCUGAUAAUCUUGUCAUUAUUGAUGAAAGCCAGCGUCUACCUUCAACAUUAUUUUUUUCGUUGAUGUGUACAUUAGCAAUUUCAUACAGUUUUAAACUUCUUUCUUGGCUGGAACAAGUAUAUUCGGACGAUAAAUUAAGUUGGGCCCUUCUUGCACCUUUAGGCCCUUUGCUUGUGAUAUGGACAAGCUUGUUUGGUCUAUUUUAUUAUUCUUCUUCAUUCGCUGUCAAAGUAGCAAGAACUAUUGCACAGGUUAUAUUAGGUGUUGUAGUCGUAAUUGGAGGUGUUUCAGUCUUAAUUGGAUCUGCGGGAGUUUUUGUCGUUGAUCUUGUGUGCUGUGGCUUUUAUAACAUUACUGUUUUUGGCCUUGGAAUGGAAUUUGAGCGCUCAGCUGAAAACACCGGUUCGCCUACACUUCCAAGAUAUCAACAAAGAGAUGAUGCACUAGCUCCUCCGCCAACGACUACGAACGAAGAAAUAGAGCUGCAAAGCAAUCCUACCACUCAAAGUUAA